Molecule: messenger RNA, 3853 nt
Organism: Brassicogethes aeneus
Lineage: Eukaryota; Metazoa; Arthropoda; Insecta; Coleoptera; Nitidulidae
Source: the annotation of a GenBank genome assembly
UGGUGGGACUUUUACUGGAACAACCAAUAAACGAUUAUUUUAGGUAUUCGAAAAGAUGGCUGCGUUGCCGUCUCCAACUCAGGUCUCUGGGCCCAACAAUGCAAUAUAUGAAGCCUAUUAUAAUGUGGUUGAUCCUAAAGGAUUUGGGUCAAUUGGGGGAUUGGAAGCGGCAAGGUUCCUUAAAAAAUCCGGAUUAAGUGAUGUUAUGUUGUCAAAAAUAUGGGACCUUUCUGAUCCAGGUGGAAGGGGCAGUCUGGACAAGGCAGGGAUGUUCGUAGCAUUAAAACUAGUAGCCCUAGUACAAAAUGGCAAAGAUUUAUCUAUAAAAAAUGUUAAUUUGGAUGUGCCUCCACCAAAAAUGGGAGAUGUACCAUUACCAAAACCUGUAAAACCACCACCACCAAGCAAUUCACCCCUUAUUACAUCACUACCUCCUUCAGCAGUUGAUUGGACUGUAAAACCUUCAGAAAGAGAAAAUUAUAAUAAACUGUUUGAGUCUUUGCAACCCUUAAAUGGACUUAUUCCAGGAAAUAAAGUUAAACAUGUUCUUAUGGAAUCGAAACUACCCUUUGAUACAUUGGGUAAAAUUUGGGACUUAGCAGAUCAAGAUAAGGAUGGAAUGUUGGAUAGAAACGAAUUUAUUAUUGCUAUGCACUUGGUUUACAAGGCUCUAGAAAAACACGCUAUUCCCAACACACUUCCGCCGGAACUUAUGCCUCCAGCAAAAAGAAAAAAUUCAAUUUUACGUGGCGGCGGCGGUUUAGACGGCAUGAAACCGGACCUUCCGCCUCCUGUUGUCACUGGUCAACCGCUAAUUGCUGCUCCGCCUCUGCAACCACCAUCCAGUGGCGUGGUCACCGCCACCGUUAAACCUGUAGUCCAACAACAGGCUCCACCUCAGCCACCUUGGGUGGUAAGUGCAGAAGAAAAGGCAAAAUCAGAUACUCUCUUCAUAAAAAGCGACAUUGAUAAAGACGGUUUUGUAUCUGGAGGUGAAAUAAAAGAUGUAUUUUUGCAAUCUGGGGUUCCUCAGCCUGUUUUGGCGCAUAUUUGGUUUUUAUGUGAUAUUAAACAAAGCGGCAAACUAAAUAAUGAACAAUUUGCAUUGGCCAUGUGGUUUGUGGCAAGAUAUUUAAAAGGCAUCGAACCUCCAGCACAACUUGCUCCUGAAAUGAUUCCACCUACCUUUAGAACCAACAAGCCUACAGAAGGAUUAGUGGAGAAUAAUAAUACACGCUACUCGAACCCUGAGUUAGACAUGAUCAGCAAAGAUAUAGAAGAACUUGCACGAGAAAAACUAGCCUUGGAAACUGAUAUUGCACAAAAGGAAGCCGAUAUUAAAAUUAAAAGUGGGGAAAUUAAAAAUUUACAGAGCGAAUUGGAUACAUUAGCAGCAACUCUAAAGCAACUGGAAAACCAAAAAGGGGAGGCCCAAAAAAGACUUAAUGAUCUUAAAGCCCAGGUUGACAAAUUAAGAAUCCAGGCUUCAGAACAGGCAGAGUUAGUUGCUUCACAAGAGUCUGAAUUAAACAGUAAAAAGGAGCAACUCGAAGGGCUCAGAAUGGAAGAGCAAAGAUUGGAACAGCAAAAAAUUGAGAGCUCCAAAAAAUUAGAACAUCUCACUGGUAAUUUACAGGACAGUCAACUGAACAUCAGCAAAGCUAAAAACUUGAUAUCAGAAUUACAAGAACACACCAGACAAAUGACGGACGCCAUUCAGGCAUGCGACACAGCCAUUGAAACCGGUGACGUUAUUUCACUUCCAGAUACUGCUCUGAGGAUUGCACCUGAUUUUAGAAGCUCAAAGUUUAGCUCUAUCAUCAUGGCAAAUGGAGUAUCAAACAAACAGAAUGGUUUUGAUAGCGACCCAUUUAGCAGUCAAAAUGGACCGACAGGGUUCACAGCUGAUUUCAACAAUGAUCAUUUUAAAAGUAAAGAUGCCUUCUCCAAUGAUCCAUUUAAUGAUGCCUUCGCAAAAUCAACCAAUGAUGGAUUUACCGCAGAUCCCUUUGGUGGAUCAUUUAAUGCAUUUGAUUCGAAUAAAACUCCAGAAGCACCAGCUCAAGAAUCUGAAAAAGAUCCGUUCGGUUGCGACCCGUUUGCGAUCCUGCACGCACCCACCAGAGACGGUUCGGCGACUGCGCCAGGCCGACCAACCAGUCCCAGUCCGGCGUUGCCGCCGAAAAGCAAAAGCAAGCAGCCGCCGCCGCGUCCUGCCCCGCCACGUCCGAUGGCACCGCCUGGCAAGCGAUCCUCGCAACCCGACGCUUUUGGCGCCGAUCCCUUUUCAGGUAGCGGGGGCGGUGGAUUUGCAGACUUUAGCAAUUUCGAUGCCAAGUUCUCCAGUAAUAAUCCGACAACGACCCUCACGACGACGACGACAGCAGCGCCAGCGGCAAAACCGAAAGGACUGGACUUUACCGACGACCCGUUCAGAGACUACCGAUACGAGGACCCUUUCAACAUCUGCUUCGACGAGGAAGAAUCGACGCAGCAAAACAAUCAACAAAAUUCCGGCAACAAUUUUGAUCCGUUCGGUCUCGCCGACGGCCGCCAGAGCGCGCCACUGGCGACGUCAGACCGCCCGACAGCAUCGGACGGUCGCAAGUCGGCGCCGGUCGGCGAAGGAAUGUCCGAGGCGCAGCAGUUGGCCUGGGCGGCUAAGGAAAGCAUGCGAUUGGAGGACGACCGGAAACAGAGGAGGCUGCAAGAACAAGCCGACUACGAGUUCGCGUUAAGUUUAAGUAAGCAGGAAAGUAAGUAGAUUGUCCCGUUUGCGCUUCUUUGACUCUACACAUAUCAUUUGGUUGGUUUUACUAAACAGUAAAGUGGUUACCAAGUUUAUUUUUCGUUAAAACAUGUUUAAUCGGUCGUCGUUAAUGGCUCAGGCCGACAUUAUUUUAAAUCAGAUAUUAGACUAUACUCUUUUGAAGGAGAAGAUGUGACAUGAUGAGACAAUUCCGGUAUAGAAAUGGGUUAAACUUUGUCGCCCUGUUUCUUUUUGAAAUUCAUAUUUAUUAUAAAAUGUAUAUGUUUUGUUAUUACUGAAGAUCUUAAAAACAAACCUAAAAAUAAGAUUAAAUCAGUAUGUGUUGCUUUGGACAAUGUUUGUACUAAAUAACCAAAAUGAAUGUUUAAACAUUUAAUACUUAAACACUCAAGCAAUAAGUUGUUUUCAAGCAAAUAACUUAUAAACUUGUUUUAUAAUAUUGUUACAUUUAAAUUCUGCAAUACAAUUUAAGAAACGAGCAAUGUCAUACAUCUUCCGAUUUAAAAUAUUUAAUACAUUAAAUACAUAAUACUCCAACAUGUAAAUUGUAUUUGUUAAACUGGCACAUUAAUAUGCAGGGUGUUUUACUGGUUACAAUUACGAUGAUUAUUAAUAUUUAUAUCUUAGAUGUUAAGUACAACAAAACACCCUGUAGUCCAAAGAAUUUUAUAUGUUAAACUAUGCGUAUCUCAUGUUUUGGCUUUGAUUGUGUUGGUCGACUUUGUCCCUUAAAACUAAAUUAAAUAGUAUUUAUUCUUAUUUCCCUACAAAAAAAUGUUAUUGUUAAAGGGGCAAAGUCUUUAAUUACAAAAUCAGGAAUAAGCCAAUUUUGUGAUUUUAUAAACAUGGACUCUACAUACAUAGAUAGCGAAAAUUAUAAUAUAACAGUAUUUAUCAUAGAUAUUACAUAUGAAAAUUAUACAUUUUAUUUUUAUUUUGAUGUUUAUUUUGUUCAAGUUGAAAUAUGUUUUAGUCAUGUACAUAAUAUGUUAUAUACUUGUAUUAAAUCUGUUAUAAUUUUUUUUAUUUUGUUUUCUUUUUCUUUUUCCUUUUUUAUUAUUUAGGUUUUUUUAAUAAAUCGUA